UUCGGAUGUCAAGUACAGGCAUAACCUAUAAUAAAAUUGUAUAUUUGUAAUGUACAGAAUCUGAUAUGUCGUGAGUUGAUCCAAGUGUAGUUACAUAUAAGUGGUUUCGAAUCGUAUUAAAUUAGGUAAAGAAUCACCACGUACGAUGUCCGCGUUAUUUGGAAGCCUUAGAACGUAUUGUUUCGUCCGAAGUAUUAGCAGGUACAGACGAUCGUCACUUCCGAAAAACUAUCCAAGUUUUCAGUUGCCGACUAUACUAUGCCUGAAUAGAAGUAACUUUAGUACCGACGCCAAAAUCACGACCGCAAAUUCGGCAGUAAGGAAAUACCUGGACAGUAUAAUUAAAAAGUACGAAAGUAUCAAGGCUGGACACGAUGUUCUUGAAAAAAACAGAGACCUUAUACCGGUGGUCGGUUUACUCGAAAACCGGUUAAGUAUCGUCGAAAAUAUGACGAGCCUCAACGAUCUUGGUAAGGACAAGGAGAUAAAGGAGCUUGUGGCUGAGGAGAUGGUGGCGUAUAAAACGCAGCUGGCGCUUCUGGACGAGGAAUUGAUCGAGACGAUAUUGUCCAACGCUGCCCACGACACAUGCAAAGACGUGAUUUUAGAAGUAACUGCCGGGGUCGGGGGUCAGGAGGCGAUGUUAUUCGCCAAGUCUCUCUACGAGAUGUACUUGGGGUACUUGGACUACUUGGGGUACGAGUAUCAGCUGAUAGAUAUGGGGGUUUCGGACUUUGGCGGAACGCGUCACGUCUCGAUCUCGGUGUCGGGUGACGGGGCGUUUUCGACAUUGAGACACGAGGCCGGUGUCCAUAGGGUGCAGAGGAUACCCACGACGGAAAAAUCGGGUCGAGUUCACACGAGCACUGCUAUAGUGACGGUCCUGCCCGAGCCGUCGGAGAUCGAAAUUUCCCUCCCCGAAAAGGACUUAAAGAUCGAAACGAAGCGAUCGUCAGGAGCCGGUGGGCAACACGUUAACUCGACCGAUUCGGCGGUCAGAAUAGUCCACCUACCUACGGGGAUCGCGGUGGAUUGUCAAGCCGAGAGAUCUCAAAUGAAGAACAGGAAGUUGGCGCUGCAGAUAUUGCGCGCUCGUAUUUACGCGGCACAGCUUUCCGAGCAGCAAUCGACGACAUCGGAGUUGAGGAAAAGCCAAAGAGGGCUUGGGCUUAGGAACGAGAAAAUUAGAACGUACAAUUACCAACAGAACAGAGUCACGGAUCACAGGCUAGUAAACGGCACGAUACACAAUUUGAAAGGGUUUUUAGAGGGGGGAGAAGUACUCGCGAACCUGGGAAAAAGUUUGGAAGAGGAAUUACGUAAAACCGUAUUUCUCGAGAAUGUGAACGCAGCACAGAAAGGCUAACGUAGGCAAUGUUAGUUCUGGUCACACGCAUAGAUUAAUGAUAUAGAAUGGAUUUCUAAACUAUGUAAAUAAGUCGAAUAAAGGUAAUUAUUGAUGUUAAAUUGACGUCAUUAUGUUCAUGUAUGUAUUUAUACUUUGGGUCGUGAGUUCAUCAUCACAGCCACCCUUCGCGAAUCCGUUAUUUUCGCGUAGGUUCAAACUCACUUUUCUGUCUCGUAAGGAAUCGAUUCAAUAUAUUGUGGAGAUUUUAUAUUUUGUGAAUAAAGUAUUUCAAUUUAUUUGAAAAA
Diprion similis is the source of this 1653-nucleotide messenger RNA. It is a transcript of the gene mRF1, whose product is annotated as peptide chain release factor 1. The transcript has 2 exons. Lineage: Eukaryota; Metazoa; Arthropoda; Insecta; Hymenoptera; Diprionidae. Bases 146 to 1366 code for a protein of 406 amino acids. The record is from RefSeq and is a predicted model, not a curated record. Gene Ontology annotation, biological process: translational termination. Gene Ontology annotation, molecular function: translation release factor activity.